Harpia harpyja (harpy eagle) is the source of this 14478-nucleotide messenger RNA. It is a transcript of the gene EPHB2, whose product is annotated as EPH receptor B2. The record is from RefSeq and is a predicted model, not a curated record. Lineage: Eukaryota; Metazoa; Chordata; Aves; Accipitriformes; Accipitridae. Gene Ontology annotation, cellular component: neuron projection; plasma membrane. The coding region runs from base 122 to 3109 and encodes 995 amino acids. Gene Ontology annotation, biological process: central nervous system projection neuron axonogenesis; protein phosphorylation; cell surface receptor protein tyrosine kinase signaling pathway. Gene Ontology annotation, molecular function: protein binding; transmembrane-ephrin receptor activity; ATP binding. The transcript has 16 exons.
GCUCCGUGCCCGCGGCCGUGCCCGCGCCGGCGGCGGCCCCAGCGAGGGGGCUCGGCUCUGCGCUCCGCCGCCGCCGCCGCUCCCCCGCCGCCUCCAUGGAGCGCCGGCCGCGCCGCCUCUGAUGUCCGGCCCGGCGCGCACCAUGGGGCCGCUGUGGCUCUGCUGCCUGCCCCUCGCCCUGCUGCCCCUGCUCGCCGCCGUGGAAGAGACGCUGAUGGACUCCACAACGGCAACGGCAGAGCUGGGCUGGACGGUGCAUCCUCCAUCAGGGUGGGAAGAGGUGAGCGGGUAUGAUGAAAACAUGAACACGAUUCGCACCUACCAGGUGUGCAACGUCUUUGAAUCCAGCCAAAACAACUGGCUCCGGACGAAGUACAUUCGGAGGCGAGGAGCACACCGCAUCCAUGUGGAGAUGAAAUUUUCUGUCCGGGACUGCAGCAGCAUCCCUAAUGUCCCAGGCUCCUGUAAGGAGACUUUUAACCUCUACUAUUUUGAGUCGGACUUUGACUCGGCCACCAAGACUUUUCCUAACUGGAUGGAGAAUCCUUGGAUGAAGGUGGACACAAUUGCUGCCGACGAGAGCUUCUCACAGGUGGACCUAGGUGGACGGGUGAUGAAGAUUAACACCGAGGUGCGCAGUUUUGGGCCUGUCUCCAAGAAUGGUUUCUACCUGGCCUUCCAGGACUAUGGAGGCUGCAUGUCCUUGAUUGCUGUCCGUGUCUUCUACCGCAAGUGUCCCCGCGUGAUCCAGAAUGGGGCCGUCUUCCAAGAAACCCUCUCAGGAGCAGAGAGCACCUCACUGGUGGCAGCCCGGGGGACGUGCAUCACCAAUGCAGAGGAGGUAGACGUGCCGAUCAAGCUGUACUGCAACGGGGAUGGCGAGUGGCUAGUGCCCAUCGGCCGCUGCAUGUGCCGGGCGGGCUACGAGUCGGUGGAAAACGGGACCAUCUGCAGAGGCUGCCCAUCGGGGAUGUUUAAGGCCAGCCAAGGGGAUGAAGGAUGCGUCCACUGCCCGAUUAACAGCCGGACAACUUCGGAAGGGGCCACUAACUGCGUCUGCCGAAACGGAUAUUACCGGGCAGAUGCCGAUCCAGUCGACAUGCCAUGCACCACCAUCCCGUCUGCCCCCCAGGCCGUCAUCUCCAGCGUGAACGAGACCUCUCUGAUGCUGGAGUGGACCCCACCGCGGGACUCGGGGGGCCGGGAGGACCUGGUGUACAACAUCAUCUGCAAGAGCUGUGGCUCUGGCCGUGGGGCAUGCACGCGCUGCGGGGACAACGUGCAGUUUGCCCCCCGCCAGCUGGGCCUGACAGAGCCCCGCAUCUACAUCAGUGACUUGCUGGCCCACACCCAGUACACCUUCGAGAUCCAGGCGGUGAACGGUGUCACCGACCAGAGCCCCUUCUCCCCACAGUUUGCAUCAGUGAACAUCACCACCAAUCAGGCUGCUCCUUCAGCUGUGUCCAUCAUGCACCAGGUCAGCCGCACCGUGGACAGCAUUACACUCUCAUGGUCUCAGCCUGACCAACCCAACGGAGUCAUCCUGGAUUAUGAGCUGCAAUAUUAUGAGAAGGAUCUGAGUGAGUUAAAUUCGACAACAGUGAAGAGUCCCACCAACACUGUAGCAGUACAAAACCUCAAAGCUGGCACCAUCUACGUCUUCCAGGUGCGGGCACGUACUGUGGCUGGGUAUGGCCGGUAUAGUGGCAAGAUGUAUUUCCAGACCAUGACUGAAGCCGAGUACCAGACCAGUGUCCAGGAGAAGCUGCCACUCAUCAUCGGCUCCUCCGCAGCAGGACUGGUGUUCCUCAUUGCUGUAGUCGUCAUCAUUAUUGUGUGCAACAGAAGACGGGGCUUUGAGCGUGCUGACUCUGAGUACACCGACAAGCUGCAGCACUAUACCAGUGGCCACAUGACUCCAGGGAUGAAGAUUUAUAUCGAUCCAUUCACCUACGAAGAUCCCAAUGAGGCUGUCAGGGAGUUUGCAAAAGAAAUCGAUAUCUCUUGUGUCAAAAUCGAGCAGGUGAUCGGGGCAGGGGAGUUUGGUGAGGUGUGCAGUGGGCAUCUCAAGCUUCCUGGCAAAAGAGAGAUCUUUGUGGCCAUUAAGACCCUGAAGUCUGGUUACACAGAGAAGCAGAGACGGGACUUCUUGAGUGAAGCCAGCAUCAUGGGGCAGUUCGACCACCCCAACGUCAUCCACCUGGAGGGAGUGGUGACUAAGAGUUCACCGGUCAUGAUCAUUACUGAGUUCAUGGAGAAUGGCUCACUGGACUCCUUCUUGCGGCAAAACGAUGGGCAGUUCACAGUGAUCCAGCUGGUGGGGAUGUUGCGGGGCAUUGCGGCAGGCAUGAAGUAUCUGGCCGAUAUGAACUACGUGCACCGGGACCUGGCUGCCCGCAACAUCCUAGUGAACAGCAACCUGGUGUGCAAAGUGUCUGACUUUGGCCUUUCCCGUUUUCUGGAGGACGACACCUCUGAUCCCACCUACACCAGUGCACUGGGUGGGAAGAUCCCAAUACGAUGGACAGCACCUGAGGCAAUUCAGUACCGAAAAUUCACAUCGGCCAGUGAUGUGUGGAGCUACGGAAUAGUCAUGUGGGAGGUGAUGUCGUAUGGCGAGCGGCCUUACUGGGAUAUGACCAACCAAGAUGUGAUAAAUGCUAUCGAACAGGACUAUCGGCUGCCACCACCUAUGGAUUGUCCAAAUGCCCUGCACCAGCUAAUGCUUGACUGUUGGCAGAAGGAUCGAAACCACAGACCCAAAUUUGGGCAAAUUGUCAACACCUUAGAUAAAAUGAUCCGAAAUCCUAACAGCCUGAAAGCCAUGGCACCUCUCUCCUCUGGGAUGAACCUCCCCCUACUUGACCGCACAAUCCCGGAUUAUACCAGCUUCAACACUGUGGAUGAAUGGCUGGAUGCCAUCAAGAUGAGCCAGUACAAAGAGAGCUUUGCCAGUGCUGGCUUCACCACCUUUGACGUAGUAUCUCAGAUGACUGUAGAGGACAUUCUGCGAGUUGGGGUCACUUUAGCAGGACACCAGAAGAAAAUACUGAACAGUAUCCAGGUGAUGAGAGCACAGAUGAACCAAAUUCAGUCUGUGGAGGUUUGAUAGCUACAUGUCCUCCUACUCCUCUUCCUUGAGGCCCUGCUCCCCUUUGCCCCUGUAUGUCCAAGCUCCAGUUCUUGAGUAUUCUGCACAGACCAGAGACAGGCAGCUGCUCUGAGGAUCAUGGCGACAGGAAGAAACACCCUGUCAUCAACAAUGAGAAGUCGCCAAGAGCUUCUAGAAUUUAAACAAUGGAAAAAGGGAACAAAAAAAGACAGCUAUUUUGAAAAAAAAAAAAAAACCUAUGAAAUAUUUUUAAAUAAUAAUAAAGCAAUUGCAUUCUUGAAAAGGGCUCCAAGACCAAUGGGAGUCUCCAAAGGAAGAGAAGAGAGCAGCUUCAUCUGUUUCCUCUUGCACAAGGCUGCUGCAGCUGGGCCCACACACCUCUGGAGCAAUGAGACUUUUUCAAGAAGAUGAAUGCAAAGAAAGGUCACGAGAAGCACUUCUCUUUCUCACAUAGGAUGGCGGCUCUGGGAAUGUCCUGCAGCCAGCAGUCCUUCCUGAAAGCCCCUUUUAGCAAAUCAAAGGGGAGAGAGAGCUGAAGCUCUCUGGUGCUGCAGAACCAAGUGCAUCUCAGAAAUUGAUGGACUUCUUCAAAAGCUGAAGACUUUUUUUUUUUUAAAACAAAUAAACUGAGACUAGAAGAGGCUGUUUCCGACAAAUGAGAAGGAAUCUGUAACGCUUGGGAGGGUGGGGAUGGGGAAAACCAAUCCUUUUUACAUCUCUUAUUUUCUCUUGUCAUGGAACAGUUUUGUGAGUGACAGUUUCCUAGGGGUCCGUCCAUCCACCCUCCAAUGGCAUCAUUGUCUCAUACAUAUCAUAUGCACAAGACUUAUAGUGAUGUCCUCACUAGAUGCCAAUGAUCUUUUCCCAGAAGACUUCCCAAGUACAGUAUGUAGUAGUUUUUGAUUACAAAUGCUGACGUGUACCUUUAUUUUUCGGUUGUCAUUGUUGGGAGAUUUGUCCUUUUACCUUGUUUUGUUAACACCAGUUUGUGAGUUUGGGGUUGGAAAUUUUUGGUUGGUUGGGGUUUUUUUUAAUGAAAAAGAAAUGACAUCUCCAAGCAUCAUAUCAUUCAAGAACUUAAAUCCCUUCCCUGUGGAAGGAAAAAUUGCAGCUUAUUGACAAUAUGCCAGGAAAAAAAUUUUUUUAUAUGCACAUUUCCUCCCGUUUGCUUGUUUGUUAUUUUGCAAUUUGUCAUGGCCUGACAGAUGUUUCUAACUGUUGGGUUUCCAGUUGUUCACCAAGAUGAAAUGACCACCUGCUCAAUUCAGGGUUGCUGGUGCAGGGGUGAGCAGCAUCACAGUGGGUUUGUGGUUUUGGGGUUUUUUUUGCAGGGGGGAGGGAAAGACGGGAGGGUGGAUGGAUUGUGGGAGGGAAUGAUGACUCCACAGCUGGCUGUCAGAGCCCUUUGGAAAUGUCUCACUGCUUAGAAAUGUGUCAGAUUGGUGAAUGGACCACAGAAAGGCAGGGUAAGCCUGGUCCUCUAAGAGGAGCUCGUGGCACAUGGUUUCUCGGAGUCUGAAUUGUGUUAGCUGCCAGGUUGUGGAUGGUUCACUACAGUAGCCAAACUCUGCAGAUGUGCUCUGUGCCCUUCGGGGACCCAGUCCCUUUGUUAGACGAUGAGCUGGGGGCUCUGAGGCAGCUUCACUCUCAGCCAGUCGCCUCAAGGAGAGCAAAGGCAAAAACUCUGAUCUGGUAACCCAGGUCUCUGGAGGCGAAAUGCUGUGGUUGAAGCUGAAUGGUCAAUCAGUGGAUUUAUAAAUAACUGAAAUAAAUACUUUAGUUGCUGACCAGGUCUUUGGUAUGUGUAAAUACCACCAAGCAAGUGCAGGGAUGUACAAAUGAGCUUGUUCUCCCUGUUCAGCACCACCUUGUAUCCUUUUAAACAUGCCUACCACCACCCACCUUCCUCUGGCCCUGUGUGGCAUAUUUCCACACAUCUCGUGGCCAUGGCCAGCAUAACUUGUGUUUACAAGCCCUUGUCUGCCAUUUCUAUGUCAUCCUCCACUCAUUUUCAGCAGCAUGGGGUGUUGAAGGCAUGUUCAUUGGGAGCUGGUUUGCUGUAUUUUCCGGGAGCUGAAUCCAAGAGGAAGUGUGUCUGCCAUGGAUGAAAAUCCCAAGCUGUCUAGGUCUCUGUGGCCAGACAUCAUCUCCCUAGACUGCUUGUAAAAUAUGAGGCCAUUUAUAAAAUUCUUAGCAUUUUCCACUUUUAGACCAGAUCCGACAACGAAGCACUUAGGAGUGGCAGCAGACCAUUCCCUACAAGUGAGAGUUACUUCUCUGCUUAGCUCUUGCACUGUCCCAAAGUUUGGUGCACAGCUUCAGCACCAGGGGUCUUCACUGGAGGAAUUUUUCCCUCCAGCCCUUAUUCAUCUGAAAUCUCUAGCGCAGGAUUGUCUUUUCAUUUGUAUACAGUACUUUCCUGGUCUUGCAUCCAUAAGUGCAUCUGUAGUCGUGUGAAUAUCAGUAGCAGGUGUGUGCUGGGUACACAGGGAGUACCCAGUGUAUUCUUUUACAGGGAGUAUGCUGCAUUCAGUGUCCACAGCACAUCCCUUCUGACAGCAAUGCCAUUGCCCUGCAUCUCUUUCAGAUGGCAGAAUAUGAUGGAGAGAGAGUGAGGGAUGAGUGGACUAUAGGCAUGCUGUAUGCACAUGGUGCCUGGACAUAAUCAGCUGUCUGUCCUAUAUCCAGCCUGUUUUAGCCUGUGUAUCUAGUGGAGGGAUGCUUUUAAUGCCUUUGCAUUUAAAAAGCACUGCUCCUGAUCAGGAAGUGGACUCAACUUUUAAAGACCAGCAUGCAAAAAUCGAUGGUGUCAACUAAACCACACAAAGUGCUUGCAGAGGGCAUGCAGAGAAACAAGAAGCUUCUCAGUGCACCCUGUCCUGUAGAAGUGUGGAGCAGCAGUGAGAACUGCUCACAUGGUGUGUCUCCAUCUCCCAUUGUAGCUGCUGUAUUUUAACAAGGAACAGUUGUCAGUCUUUCCCAAAGGCAUGUCUGAAGCUAUUUGGUGGCAGUCCAGGGUGAGGGAAGCAUGAUGCUGUGCCAAGUUGUCUAGCCACAGCCAUCCGGCUACUUUAUGUACAAGGGAGCUUUGCAAGGAGAGCUGUCUGUCUAGAAAACUCACCAGCAAAUUCCUGUGGGGCAGCCAUGUGGAAGGAGCACAUGAUGCCCUUCAGUUGUCCUUCCCAGACAAUUCUUGACUGUUCUCUACCAUCCCUUACAUUCCUGCAGACACUAAGGAGGAGCAAUGGCCAGGCAGCAUCCCUUCAGAGCCAGUCAUUAUUAGACAGGGCUUGAAAGGGCACUUCAGGUUUUCUUCAUUUGGAGACAUUUUGUCUUAAUGCACUGAAUCUCCUUACUGGCUAGCAUAUACACAUCUACCUACCAGACCCAACCCACUGUGAAGGAUGGGACCAUACCAAGCUCAGUGCCGCAACUCACCAAAGCCGUGGCAGCUGUCUGCAGGACAGAGAAAGCACAUCGUUGUCUCUUCUUCUGACCAAAAAUCACAUGGUGUUGGUACUAAAAGUAACACAUUCCCAUCUGUUUAUACCAGGCAUCGCUGUGACAUCUGUCUGUAUUUGACUGUGUAGUACUAAUGGAGAACUGGAGGACCUAAAAUAGAAACGAACCAUCAAACACUGCAAUUUUCUGCAUCCCUCCAGCUCUCCUGGGAGCACGAGGAACCAAGUUCCUGUAAAGUACUUUGGUUGUAAAUGCCUCUGGAGCGUGCUCCAGUGGAGGGCAGAGUCACUGAAGUGACUUUAACAUAUUUAUUUCAUGGGUAUCAAAUGUACUGCUAUGAAAUAUGAGUCUAAUGGCAAAAUUCAACUUCACGGGGAGAACAUGUAACAAGGGGAAAAGGCACUUGCUAACAUUGACACUGUGAAAUCCUGUUGUGCAUGUGCAUGUGUAUGUGUGCAUGUGUGAAUACUUAAGAAAAAUUAUGACAAUGAGAUUUUUCAGGCAGCUUGUUGCAAUUUUCACAUUUCCCCUCCACCUUUCAAGCUACCUCCCAGACCUACCCUUCUCUUCCUCUGUUUCCCACUGCCAUCUGCUGUUGAGGGUCACCCAUGCCUGGCGAAAGCAGCUGGUAGGAGAGCUGAGCAGGAUGCUAGGUUGAAAACACUAAGUUGGUUGGCCAGUGAUAAGGUCGAAUCAUGCAGAUCAUCAUGGGGCAGAGUGGAGAAAGCAAAACAUAUGUGGAUAGUAAAAAGUUAAAAUAUAUUUAGUGGGUCAUUUUCAACUGUGGCUACCAGCCCUUUACCUGGAAUUAACAGCACGGGGGGUGUGCCAAGCAAAAGGAAAGACAAACUUGUAAGAUACAGCACUGCCAUGAGGAAUCGGUUGCCCUUGCCGGCUGUGGGGACACAGAAACAGGGCACUAUGAACUGCACUUCCCUUCCCAAAUUAUCUUCCCCCCUCCCCAGUAAAAUCUCAGAACUACCUUUCAUAAACUUAAGGGAGAUUUGUGGUUUGCAGCAGCUGAGGAGCUGCUUGCUACAGUGUGGCGUCUCCUCUCCAUAGUGUCCUCACUACUGAGCAGUAAUCCAUGUACAGGGCUUCCAUGUGAUCUGAGUAAAUGUGGCUGUCACAGGGUUUACUGGUUAUGCAGUAUUAAUUUAUUAUUAUAAUUCAAAUGUAAUUCAAAUGCAGUUUUAUCCCCUAGCACCAUGCUAGUCAUUAUAUAGUGGAGUCAUCUUGUUAGCAUCAUUGACCAGUAUGCACCAGUGUUAGCAAGAAGAGAACUAUGUGCAUAUAAAAUGGUACCCCGUGCAAGGCUGGGGAGAAAGCAGUGCUACAUCUUCAUGUAGCUCUGGCUUGGAAGAUCUGCCAUAAAGGGACUGUUGGCCAGCCACAAUAGCAGGAUCGUGCUCUCCACUGUCUGCUUAAGCACUAUCCAGUGCAGAGUUGCCUCCUGGUCUGGCAUUUCAUGAGCAAAGGAAAGAGUAUGUUUUAUCAGUAUUAGGUGCUGGCUAUACUAAUAAUUCUUUUCUCACACCCCUUGAAGUUGUUCUUUGAAUUGGUGUUAAAGGAAAGGUUCUUUCCCAGUAAUCAUCACACAGGCUGCAGAUUAGCAGUGGCCUGUAGAGAAAACCUCUUGGUGGGUUUGAGCAGUUGAGAAAAACUUCUUGUUAUAUUUUCCAGGCUGAUUUAUAUGAAACCUGGAGUCAGGGCUUGAACUCUGCUGCAUCAUUAACAGUUGUAUCCUCUGAUGAUAUAAUAAAUCUGUGGCUGCCUUGGAUGUAUGAAUCCAGAGUGUCUGGAAUUAUCACUGUUGUCUGGUUUGUUUUAGUGGAGUCUAUUUUUUUAAUGUAUUUCAUCGUCCUUCCUGUGUGUCUAAUUCAAGACUGAUUUAAUGUAGGUCUUUUUCCAUCUUCAAAGAUUUUACAUACUUGCAAGUUCUUCACUUACAGGACUUAGCAUUUCCUCCUUCAAAGUUAUAUGAACAACUGAUGUAGUACCAACUUCAUUUUUAUGUUCUGCUGGCAGUUAUCCAAUGUCAUUAAAGGCAUGCUAAAAAUUAUCUUCUUUGCUGUGUUCCCCUCCUUUUACACUGCAAUCCUUUAGUGAACUGGUGUUUGACAUGCUUUCAGCUCUAGGACUAAUAGUCCUUUAUAUCAAUCAAUUAAGCCAAAUGACAUGUUGUCAGAGUUGCAUGAUCUGAGCUGUACCUGCUUGCAGUCAAUACAACCACAUUCUGUCCUGGAGCUCUAGUUUGUGACUUGAGCCCUGGUCCCAUCUGCUUGUCAUGUUGGUUCCACCAUGUUCACAACUCAAUGCAGUUCUGCCACUGGCUGUCUCACGAGCAAUUGCCACCAAAAAAUUCUCUUCUGUAUUGCUGAUUUCAUCUUGUCAUUGCUGAGAGCUGCUAGAAUCCUCCUACUAUGCAGAAUAUACAUAUUUUUUUUUAUCUUCAGUCAAAUUUUAGCCUUGUCUUUAGACUUCUCCAGGAUGACUUUGCUUCUUGUAGCUACUGAGCCCUUCCCAAAGAUAGGACACAACUUUGGUCUGUGUUUGCUUCCAUAUGUGUUACAAUUUUCCAUAGUUCUCCUAGAAAACCCCCUGCACUCUACAGAUAUUUCCUGGAAUUCACCUUAUUGCUCUCCGUCUGUUAUUCCUGCCAACUUGACUGACAAAUGUUAUCUGCAGAAAUUUGGGACUGGAAGUGAGAAGUCCUCUCUCCUCACAAAUCUUUGUCUUAAUCUGCAUUCUCAGCUGUCUUAAAAUUGAUUCAGCAGUUUCACUCUCUUUUUUUUUUUCAGUUUUGCAAGAAAUUUCUCUGCAGUCCUGUGCUUAGUAGGAGUGCAGCAGCAGUCCCAUUUCUGUAGCACUGUAUGAUCACUGACUUGCUCACUCCAACCACAGACUGUUAGAUAUUCAUAGUGCCCCUGACUGCCAUUCCUGCAAACAAGCCACAAGACUUGACCUUGUGUGCCUCUUUUUUUUUUCAGGAACUCUGUUUUGCCUUCAAGAAAAAAGAACAACAAGUGUUUGGUUGACCCUUUUCCAGUUUUUUCAUUCCAGUAAAUUUCAGGAAUUUUUCAGUUGCCUCAACUGUAGCUUCUACUUCUACCUCUAAGGUCGGCCUUCAGUUCCUGGACAGAUGUCAUGCUGUAUCCUUUGAUGAUUUCUGCUAAGUCUAGGAGGAAAGGAUUAAACUUUGUCAAGUCUUUAAUAGCCGAACAGCUAUGUUAGCAAAAACUAACGGAAAGCAUUCAAGGAGGACUAGGGGGAAGCAUGUUAUUCUAACCUGAGGUUUAAGCUGACGGUCAAAUCACCCCUUUUCCCAAAUUGCCUUUCUUCUGCACUUCCAGCUCACUGACUCCAGUUUGUGGUGAGUGAGCUGGUCUGUGCAUCUGGGAGAUGGAGGUUGACAAACGCACCAGACCCCACCUGAACAGUGCCUCGCAGGCAUUGUGGACACCAGCCUGAGACAGAUGGUGUGGCAAAUCCACAUCCUUGCUUGGCCUUUGCUAGUGGAGAAUAAAUGUGAAGUCUCUGAUUGCUAACAAUAUUAGCAUUCAGUAGCCUUCACACAAGAAUGUUGUUAUGAGCCAGUAAAUCUCUGAUGUGCUGGCUUCUCAAGUGCUGGCGACACUUUUGUUCUUCUCAGCUCAAAAGGGAUACACGGAAACUAAGAAAUAUCCAGAUAUGGGCCUCAGGAACAGCCAGAGGUCUUUGGGAGGUAUAAAAGAUAAAUAGAUUUUGAUUCUUGUUCUGGCAGAGGUAAACCAUGAUGAUAAAAAAAUUUCAUGCCAUUAAAUCAGGAAAGAUGCGAGUAAGGUGAAUAAACAGCAGUAACUAUUUCUCACAAUAAAAGCACUAAGGCAGGUGAAGCAGAAUAUUCUUUGGCACAAAGCACAAUGAUUGAAGGGUGGAACUCUGCUGGAGCACGUUGAUACCAAGCAUUGGAUGGAUUCAAAAGAUGACUGGACAAAUUUGUGGAGGAAUAAUCUCCUCAACACAAAAAUACCUCUUCCAGGUUUUCUGGGUCACAGAUGCCUGGGGGCAUGGGGUGUGUAACAGCAUUCUUACAGCACUUCUUUUAUACUGUCAUAUUCUUGGGACUGACACAUUUUAAACCUCUUAAAAGCCCAAAGUCUCUAUCAGGCGUCAUUGAUUUUCCAUUCUUCACUCUUUCUGGUGAAGGAUUUCUGUGUGGAACCAAAGGGCUUCCCAUGUCAGAGGAAACUGCGUGCUUCCUCCUCCCAAUUCCUUGUGUAGCAAAAUGCAUCCCUGGGACUCAGAGCUGCAACAUGUCAUCAGUGCCUCAAACAGCAGUAAUGGCAAAAGAAGGGAGACUGUCUUGAUGGUCCAUCAUGCUCUGGAUGUGAAAGUUCUGUAUGGAAGCAUCCUCGCCUGAAACCUUCUUUUACGUUUCAGAGAACCUUAUGCACAGAGGGGGAUCCUGGUGUAAGGAGAGGUCCCUUUCCUUCUUUCCUUCCUCUGCUAUGGCUUGGUUUCUGACAGUGAGACUGUUGCCCCUCUACACUGGAGGUUGGCAGGGCCUGCGUGAGCUGUUGCUGCUGGUUGCUUGGGUAUCUAACCAUGAGUCCAGAUGGACCCACAAGAACUGCCUCAAGGAUGAAAAUGCAGGAAAGGAGCCUGGGACAAGCUCCUAAAACAGGCAAACAGGUCUCGGUGCAAUGGAGUGAUUCAAGGCUGGGCUGGGUGCAUGCAGUGAAAUCCCAGAGGAACCCCAGAGCAGGCAUUGGGUGCUGGGGGCUCCAGGACAAGAUACAGACAGGUGUUAAGUGCAAGGUUCAGUUGUGAGUGCUGGCCCAGCUCUGAAGAUGAAUUUUUUCUUUAUGUCCUGGGGACAAUUUAGAUUCAGACAAAAACCCCCUUCUGUUGCUUAGGCUACCUUGAUGGCAUAAGUGAAAAGCUAUUUGACAUGGGCAGUGAUUCAUUUCCCUCUGCAGAGCAGCCCAGGAAUGUGGGAGGAGGGCCUGUCUGGAGCAGAAGGGGUCCUUCGCUGUGUAGUCCUGGGCCCCUGCAGAGCCUUGUAUGCUGUAGGAGACCAGGGAAGGGAUGCAGUGUUUGGUGUACUGCUUCUUGCUUGGCCCCCUCUGGGCUCUCCUCUCCAGUAGGGACUGGAAGGGAGAUGACAAGCGUAUUUCUAGCUGAUGAUUUUAUAAACUCUCUGAUGUUUCUUUUUUUUCCUCUGAAAAUCCCAGCUCCUGUGUUUUUGACCCCAGAAGCACUGGGGCCGUACGUCAAUCACAGCUUUUAUUGUAGGACAGCCCAACCCUUAUAUGAGGAAGCCAAGUUGCAGGGCUAUGGGUUUCAUGUUGGCCAGCCCACCUUCUAGUGACCACUGUAUCUGGUCCCACCAUAACUGAGCACCUCACAGUCAGUAAAGCACAUGUCCUAGAGGCAAGCCAAGGCUUUCCACAGGACUGAGGUACAGAGAAAUACAGACUGACAGCCACAAAGAAGUCAGGGUACAAUUCCUGUUUAAACAGCUGAGUUCAAAUUGCAGGAGUUCCCAAAAGACUGCGGUGCUUCUGGAGUAAGGACUUGCUCAGGAUCACACAGUCAAGUUGUGGCUACGUCCCUCAGGCCAGUAGAAGCACUGACCAUCUUGCCUUCAAGCUCCAGAGUUUUCUUCCAAGCUGCUCAACAGUGGAAGGAAGUGAGACACCCCAGCUUAUCCUACCCAGGAUCAGCCGUGUGCAGAGUGGACAGACAAUUCUGGUCACCCCUGUCCCAUCAAACAGUGAGAAGAUCUGGGCAGCAAAAAACCUGGUUUGAACAGGGGUGGAAGGAAAGACUGCCUGGAGGGUGAGGGAGUUGGAGAGACUAAACGUGAGUUUGGGCUCUCAAACAACUGCAGUUUGUGGAUGCCCUGACACGUGCCCCUUCUGCAAGGAGAGCAAUCCCUGGUGCACACAUCUCCAGUGUGCCAGGCUGUGGUCCUUCUCCUAGAUCAUCCAGAUUCUUCUGCUGAGGUCCUGGCUUCACUUCUCCCCUCUUAAUAAUGGCCCUCCUGAACCAAGACCACACAUCACAGCACAGCCCUUGCUGUCCUGCUGGAGCUGGAGGGGGAGAAAUCAGGGACAGGGGGUUUGCAUCUGUUCCUUCACUUAUGGAUCCAAGCAUAGACCCCUGCAUUGGGGGGCAUUCUGUUGGAUGCCCUCCUCCAGUGACUUCUCCAUCCACUUUUCAGCCUAUGACCCUUGCACCCUUUUCAUUUUUAUUGCUUGCCCUCCAUCAUCAGCUGUCUGUUCUCUGCAUUGUUUCUUUGCCCCCUGUCCCUUCCUCAGUAUAGGAGGGCAGGAUGGUUUGUUUAGGUUUGGGCCAUCACCAAGGAUUCCCUUCCUUGGAGCUUGCUCAGCAUGUCUCUGCAGGGAACCUGGUUUUAGCUAUAUUUCUUCCCAUGAAAAAAUCCCUCCUCUGCCUAUCUGUCUUCCUUUCCUCCCUGGAAACACCAGCCACCUCGUAUCCCAGAUCUUCCUGGGUAAAGAAGUAGAAAGUUGUAUGAAACUGGGACAGGUGUGGCAGGAUCCUUAGUCAAUGUUCCCGUGGGAUAGUUCAGGGAAAAGGGUCCAACCCUGCCUCCUACCCACAGGUAAAUGAGCACGCCCAUCAGUCUCAGGACAUGAUUUCUAUUCCCAGGUCUGCUUUGGAAAGGCUUUGCUGGCCUUGUGUCACUCCCUUCCAUGCCAUCUGUUUUGGAUGGACUUUGAAGUCAGUCUACCCAGGGCAUGCUUUGAGGCCCCAUUUUAAGUUUUGUGGGAGCGUUCAAGGGGUUGAAGCCAGAACCAAGUGGUAGCAGUUCCUGCUGGAGAAAUGAGCCUGGUGUUUCAAAGCACUGCCCCAAGGAAAGCUGUGAUCCCCACUCACUUAGCCAAGCCAUGGUCUGAGAGGUGGUGGGGUGCAGGACACAGGUGAGCUGCAACUAGGAGCUCGAAGACCUUCAUUCAGGGUGAGCUGGGCACAGAUAGUCAAACUGCCCUCUGCAGCCCCAGAUGCCAUAUAUCAAUGGGCUUUGGAGGAACUGAAGAGCCAACAUAGCUGUCCAUGUUUUCAUUUUAAAAGAGUCCUUGCAGGGAGGAUCUUUUCCUAGCUUGGAGACUAAUGCCCAGGUCAGCAAUGCAAGGGAGAAAGCAAGAAGGACCUGGUGGGAAGGAAGCCUUAUGCUGAGGUCUGAAAGGUGAGAUGGGGAGGUAGCAGUAAUGUAGCAGGGAAGAGGGUGGUUGAGCACUGUGGCAACAAAUCCUCUUGCCUGUCAGGGUGUUGGAUUACUGUGGUUUGCUCAUUUGGCUCCUCCAACGUGACAAGGUGUGAAGCUGUCAGCUUUCACUGGAAGAUUUGUGGAGGAGCUGCCUAUGUCAUUGGGAAGGUUUGUAGGGAGAGGAGAUUUUGCUGGGCUCUGGCCUCCUUGUCACGGCUUUGGAAGGAGCUGGCAGUAUAGGCUGGGGAAAUUAUGUGUAUCCUUCAACUGCCCAAAGUCAAGUGUGUCUAGUCAAUGCUACAUCUUGUCAUCCCCCUAACACUAGUCCAAGGAUACAUCAGCUGGGCUCCAGGGGCAUCCCCAACCCUGGUUUCCUACUCUUCGUCAUCCUGUAUGUUGGCUGUGGCCCUGUGGACAAUGUAACGCUUUUCAUGACAGUAUUUGUAUUUUUUUAAUUGUGAAUGGGGAGAUAGUGUGCAGGUCCUUGUUACACAGGGAUGUGUCUUCCAUUCAGACCAGGGCUUCCCCUGGCUUUGUCAGAUGUCUUUCGAUGUUACUGAGAAAAAUAAAGAAAGAAAUAAAUCAGAUGUAUUUAUAAAGGAAACAGAAACCUGCUGCUCCAAUGCCUUUGUAGGAGUAUUUUUAACAAAACAUUUUUUCAAAAUAAAUGUGAAUUGUAAAGUUUGAA